This is a messenger RNA of Hirsutella rhossiliensis, 477 nucleotides long. RefSeq lists its product as uncharacterized. The transcript has 2 exons. Bases 1 to 477 code for a protein of 158 amino acids. The record is from RefSeq and is a predicted model, not a curated record. Lineage: Eukaryota; Fungi; Ascomycota; Sordariomycetes; Hypocreales; Ophiocordycipitaceae.
AUGACGGGCCUCGAGGCACUAGGAUUGGCCUGCAACAUCAUGCAGGUCCUAAGUUUUAACAUGACGGACGACUCUACCCUCUAUUGGGUUUUGCUGCUUCUUUUAUUUUUCUACGUUGGAACCGAAAACUUUGUCCGAUUUUGCCGCCGUGUCCGCUUGGUCUACCGCCUCGCUGCGAGCUUCUACCGCCACGGACGCAUCGUCAUCCCACCCGCCCUCGACCGCCGAGACGAUGGUGCAGCGGGCGCAGCGGAACCCGGCUUGACUCUCGUCAUCGGCGCGCUGGUAACGGAUAUCCAUGACAUCAAAAGGGAGCUAUUGCAGCUCCGGCAAGCUCUGGGGCUGCCGGCCGAUGGGGCUGACGGCUGGCGAGGGACGGGACCCCGACAUGACGAAAGGCUAGGCCUGUCGACGGAUCUACAAAGCGACACGUUUGCCCAAGCAGUGCCAAGCAAGUGGAACGUGAACACGAGCUGA